Desarmillaria tabescens is the source of this 909-nucleotide messenger RNA. RefSeq lists its product as uncharacterized. Lineage: Eukaryota; Fungi; Basidiomycota; Agaricomycetes; Agaricales; Physalacriaceae. The record is from RefSeq and is a predicted model, not a curated record. Bases 230 to 613 code for a protein of 127 amino acids. The transcript has 3 exons.
GACCAAGCCUCGUCGGGGGGACUUUUAGCAUGAGGCCGGGCCGUAGAAGCCGAACUCGUCUCGAGUCAAUUUAGACUGUCUAGGCGCAUUUCCGUGAUAUAAGAGUGGAUACAUCAGGUGAACCCGGGAAUUGCUUACCUCGCGUUACCUUGGGCAAGCCGUUCACAUUCAUUUGCGCGGGUACUUCUACUGCUCCAUGCAAGCGUUUCUGAAGUUCAACUCAUAAUUAAUGGCCACCAAUACGACAUCAAGCGCACGCAUACCUUUCCCCUCACUGCCGCCACCCGGCAAAUUUGCCUUUGCACGUCUUUGCAGUGACCGUGAGGUCUACCUAGUACAAUUAACAGAAUCCUGUCGCUUCCUUUGUGGCGACCUUUCAUGUCCCCAAAAUGCCCCAAAUACCUGCUGCAUGAAUGAUACCCAAAACAUGUCAAUAACGUUACGCCUAUUCCGUCACGAAUUCAUUUCUAUUUUCCGUCUUGCGGGGAGCAAGACUUUGCGGCUGUCCGACAUCCGUAUUUUGGAGGUCAUAGACGACACGGCGAAAAGAUACGAGGAGGAACAAGGGGUGGUGUUCCUGGCUAGAGGGUUGGUCAGCGGAAUGCGGCGCUAAUCAUGACGAGUCGUUGUCUGACGGGGUUUACGUCGAGGAACGGCGUUGAGUGACAGGACCAGGUUGUGAAGGAAUGCUGACACAUUGGACUGCUGGAUCGUCUGUGGAGCUGUCGGCGAACCUUGUAGGCGUUAUCUCCAAGAUUACUUAUGAUAAUUCAUUAUAAUUAAGUUUGUGUCGUUUUUGAUACUGACGCGUAUGCAUAUGCUGGAUACUUUCGUCAUUUCUCGUUCAUCCGACAGGGUAUAACUAUAUAUUUUUUGAAUCAACUUGAAUCACUCGUAUGUACUAUGUAU